Molecule: messenger RNA, 216 nt
Organism: Parnassius apollo (apollo)
Lineage: Eukaryota; Metazoa; Arthropoda; Insecta; Lepidoptera; Papilionidae
Source: the annotation of a GenBank genome assembly
AUGGAUGUAACGCCAUUUAUCGAUGGCCAGAGAGUCACCACCACACAUUGGAAGGGUCGAAAAUGCGUGACACGACGCCGCUGGGAGUACGGGCGCAGUGAAUUCAAACUGCGUCGGCUACUCGAAAGACGGCGCUUCACGCGCGUUCACUCUGACGACUCUGAGGACGAACCGGCGCCCAUGUUGCCGCCCACGCAACCGUCCGCCAACGCAUGA